Messenger RNA from Aegilops tauschii subsp. strangulata, 3152 nucleotides. RefSeq lists its product as uncharacterized. NCBI's taxonomy places the organism in Eukaryota, Viridiplantae, Streptophyta, Magnoliopsida, Poales, Poaceae. The record is from RefSeq and is a predicted model, not a curated record. Gene Ontology annotation, molecular function: nucleic acid binding; zinc ion binding.
CCCCCAUCUCCUCCUGAUCUCGCCAUCAAGCUCCCCGACCACUCUCUGCAGUCAUAGGCUCCGACCGCCACCCUGUUUCCCAUCUCCCCCAGCUCCGGUCUUCCAGCGAACCACCUACACCCACAGCCACAGGUCGCCGACGUGACCCACUUCUUCUACCGCAGCGUCCCUGAUGUCGAUCUCCAGCGCGACAACAACCAAGCUGACCUGCCCUCCGUUCACUGUCGCCACCCUGCAUCGUUCAACGACACAGCACCAAGCCGUUCGAUGCCGCAGCUCGGGAGAACGCUCGAGCGACAUUCACCGUCGGCACCAUAGUCCACUCACCGUCGCAACGAUGAGGUCUGGCCGUCGUCACCCACGAGCGCGCACUCGCAUCCCUCGAGCUUCAAGUAGUGUCCUCCUCUAGCUGCAGGUCGCGUUCUCCCUCCAGUCGCAGGCCAAUGCUAUGAUGCACAUUCAAGGCAGCAAGCACACCACAUGUCGCAGCGCCGCCGUCAAACACAUGUGUGCAUCCGUGCGGUUGAUGCGUGUGUGCUUUAGGAAUGAGACCAUGGGGUCAGGGUCAGUGGAGGUGACAGACAGGGUUGAUUCGGAUAGGGCGUCCAAGUGGGCGCGCAAGAAGGAGAAAAUGUUGUGCUAUCGUUGUGGAGACAAGGGUCAUUUUAUUGCUGAGUGCGUGGCUGAACUAUGUGAUACUUGUGGCAAGCCCGCACAUGAUUUGGGGGAAUGUCCGCUUUUGCAUGAUCUGGCACCGUCCCUUAUGAUGUAUGGAGUGUAUUGUGCUGAACUCACGUUCUUUGAGUCUCCUAAUGAGAGGGAGGCUCCUGACAAGACCCAGAGCAUGACCACUGGGAUUGUCAAAGUUACCAGAGGAGAGGUCUCUGAGACGCAGAUUGUGCAGAGGCUGAAGGAGUUAGCUCCCAGUGACUUCCAGUGGGAGCUCGUUAGUCUCGAGGCAAAGUUGUUCAGGGUUGAGUUCCCUUCGGUGGAGAAUUUGCAGAGACUUCUGAGUUUUGGGAUGUGCAAAGUGCCGGGUACAGAUUGUAUCCUCGAGUUCCAUGAAUGGAAGAAGGUCAAGCCUCAAGGUAAGCCUCUUACUCAGGUUUGGCUGCGUUUUUCUGGGGCUCCCUCGAAGCUGAUGCAGAAUGCUAGGGUCGUGGCUAGUUUGGGCAUUAUGGUGGGGAAAACUGAGAGAGUGGAUAUGGCUUUUACCAGAGCUCACGGGGUAGCCCGACUGCUGGUUAGUGUUCUGGAUAUUGAGUUCGUGCCUGAUGUGGUCAAGUGGACAUAUCGAGGCCAGGUUUUUAAUCUCGUGAUUGAGUUUGAGGAUGAGAGUCUGUUCGCCGAGGCGGCUAACGGGACUGAUGUUGAUAUGCACAAAGGAGAUGACAGUUCGGGAGCUAAGGAGGCACCGGUCGAUGAUUCUGGAUGAGAGUUGUCCAAUGGACCGGGGUCCGAUUCUCAGACGCUCGGGGAUGGGACGAUACCACCCUCCUCGGUGCCUAUGACUUCUCUGAGAUUUGGGUCUUUCGAGCCUGCUUCUGCGCCUCUCAGACUUUGGAGUGAUCGGGUGGAGUCUGACGAGGUUUUUGAGCACGCGUUACCUGCUUUGGAUUUUGAGGAUGCUGUGAGCCCCGUCCUUGGGGCAUCGCCGAUCUCGGUCAGGGGAGAGGAGGAGGAGUCUAGGCAGGUGGCCACUCCCUCUCAUACACAGCACGUUGACUCUCCUCAGGACGAGGUUCUGGUGGUGGAGGUCUUACCUUCGGGAGGGGGUCCGGGGCAGGUGGCCUCGGCUCUCUCUUCUUCUUUCGCGGUGCCGGAGCUGCAGGGGGCGGUUCCGCCUUCUGAAGGGGGCUCGGGGCAGGUGGCCCCGGCGCCCUCUUCUCUUCUCGCGGUGGACGAGGUCUCAGUGGUGGCGGUCUUACCUUCGGGAGGGGGUCCGGGGCAGGUGGCCCCGGCACUCUCUUCUCCUCUCGCGAUGCCGGAGCUGCAGGUGGCGGCUUCGUCGUCUGGAGGGGGUUCGGGGCAGGUGGCCUCGGAGCCCACCUGGGGCGCCUAGGGUGGCCGCCCAUCCUAUGGUGGGUGGGGAGUUCGGGCAGGUGGCCCAUGCACUCCCCUCCCUCGGUGCGUUGCCGUCUCUGUGCUGUGGGGUGCGACCGACGUUGGCGGCGCCUUCGAGCGCCCACCGCUUUCAGGCGUUCCCGCUGGUUCGUCCAUGGAGGCCGACCGGCUGCGUGUUUGGGGUGAGGCAGGAGGCCCCACCCCGAGCAGGGUCACUCGGGAGGAGGUUAUUGCGUUUGGAGGGAUUCCGGAUCCGGUCUCUGAGGGGCGACGGAUGAGCUGCUGUCUCCAGGAUCAGCCGGAGGUUGACGACAUACAGCAGCGGUGCGCCAUGAGGGCGGCCAAGCUUCGUGACGUUGAGGUCACUACUGGUUAUUUUCCGAGCCACUGCGCUGAUCCGUAUGUGGUCGUUACUCACUCCGACGGAGGCCAGGGAGCGUUUGGUUACUGGAUCUAUCAGCUGGGAGAUGGUAGCUCGGGAUAUCUUCAACCGGUUUGGCUGGCGGUCAUGUAAUAGGAUAGGCGAUUAGUUUACAUAUCUUUGUUAUGCUAGCCGGUUGUGGCCUCUUGGCAUUUGUGUUUGGCGUUGUGGCUCUCCAUGAGCUUGCCGUUAUUUUGAUUUCAGACAGUAAGACCUUGUUGAACCUCUUUAUUUAUCUAUAAAGGUGGUCGUAUGCAUCGUUCUGAUGCAGAGGCCGGGGAGUACCCCUUUUCAAAAAAAUAAUCUAAAAUCCGUUCAGUUUAAUUCUUAUGCGUCGUCUUGGCAAUGCAUCGCGCAGGCACCGACCUCCUCUGGUUGGGCCACACCACCACCGACCAGUCCACAAUGGUUGCUGGUAGCCGUCCAAGUUGAGAGCUGAUGGUGGUUCAUAUAAAAAAAGAAGAAGCAAAAGGCAGUGAUUCAGUAUGUAUUAUAUGUCCAAAUUAUUUUAAUUCAGAACAAGGCUUCCAAACAUGGUUCAGUUUCAGCACAAAAGCUCGGUUCAACAAAACCCAUGCCGGCUUGGAUAUAUCUUUGUAACCCAACAGAUGUGAAUGCUAGUCUUCUUACCGACUUGCCACUUAAUAAGUUAUUGGACUAACCAAAA